Molecule: messenger RNA, 260 nt
Organism: Entrophospora candida
Lineage: Eukaryota; Fungi; Glomeromycota; Glomeromycetes; Entrophosporales; Entrophosporaceae
Source: the annotation of a GenBank genome assembly
AACCCCCGCGUAAUGGCGCUUUAUCUCUAACAGAAGGACCCUGGGAUAAUGAAAAGCAAAAAUUGGCAAUUGCAAAGUUGACUUUACCUAAUGUAUCAAAUAUUAAUAAUGACCAAAAUACAGAUGGAGGAAAUGGUAUUAUUAAUAAUGAAACAUAUAUAUCCAAUCAUAGUAGUGAUUCAAACAUCUCUAAUAAUGAUGGAGAUAGUGGAUCAUACAAUGAUGAUAAUAAUUCACCCAGAGAAAAAAUGCUACUGUAA